Australozyma saopauloensis is the source of this 2286-nucleotide messenger RNA. RefSeq names its product Rim20p (gene RIM20). The transcript has a single exon. Gene Ontology annotation, biological process: multivesicular body sorting pathway. Gene Ontology annotation, cellular component: endosome. The record is from RefSeq and is a predicted model, not a curated record. Gene Ontology annotation, molecular function: protein binding. NCBI's taxonomy places the organism in Eukaryota, Fungi, Ascomycota, Pichiomycetes, Serinales, Metschnikowiaceae. Bases 1 to 2286 code for a protein of 761 amino acids.
AUGAUAGGCAAUUUCCUAAGCAUUCCGUUAUUUCAUGUUGGAAUAUCCCCAAUUAAGGAAAACUUGGCCCAAAUCAUAAAGAAAGAUUUCUUUCAGCCGGUUUCAACGUUUUCUGAUGACUUAAACAGAAUCCAGCAGCUUCAAGACUUGCUAGCGUCGAAAUCUACGUCAGAGACACUAGAUUUGGUGCAAUAUCAAAAAGUUAUAGCAGCAUUUUAUUGCAUGAUACGUGAUGUUUCUCGUAGAUUUCCAGAUGAUGUCACUUCGUUUGAAUGGUUUUCAACUCUCAGAUACCAACCAGUUAGUCGUCUUGUGACGAGCUGGAAGGAGGAACAAGCAUAUUUGGUGUAUCAGUUGGGUGCCUUGUAUUGCACUAAGGCACACGAAGAAAACAUUUUCCAUGAGGAGGGGGUGAAGAAGGCAUGCUUGUUCUUUAAGCAGUCAGCAGGAUGCUUCGAGUAUCUCAUAUCAAUGCUACAAGAGGGAGCCACUGGAAAACAACCAUUGGACUUCGAUCUACAUACUGUUUCAACCUUGAAACUCAUCAUGCUAGCACAAGCCCAAGAGGUUAUCUGGCUAAAAGCUGUGAGUAAUCCAUCAAUGAAAAACACAUUAAUAGCUCGUUUGUCUAAGAAGGUUGCAGAAUACUAUGAGGAGGCAUUCGAGCAAGCGCAGAAGUCAAAUACUAUCAUAUUGGAUUGGAAAAACCAUAUGCGUAUGAAAAUGCACCACUUUUUGGCUGCAACGUAUUAUAGAAUGUCGAUCGUGGCUCUUGAUAACUUUGAGUACGGUAAGCAAGUAGCAUACUUGAAAGCGGCUUCUGAGCUGUGUUCAGAAGCAUUGAAGCAUAAAAGGUAUGUUGUCUCCGAAGUUAUAGAAGACUUGCGUGGGCUCACAGACACUGUCGAGUCGAUUUUGAAAACAGCAGAAAAAGAGAACGAUUUGGUCUUCUUGAAACCGGUGCCAAUGUUUCAAGAUCUCCCGCGUAUUGAUGCAGUUUCAAUGGUGCUUCCUGAAGUUCCCACAGAAUUGGAUACUACUGAUCAUAAUUCCGCCUUUGCUUCUCUUGUUCCAUUCACUAUUAUCCAAAUUGCGCAAGCGUUUAAAGAGAGAGAAGAAAGCUAUAUUCAACAAGUCCUUACAGAGCCAUUGCUGGCGCUCGGAAGAAUGCUUCGACAAUUCCUUGCAGAAAGGGAUCUACCUGCAACUAUAGAUACAAUACAAAAGCCGGAGAAUGUCCCCGAAUCUAUUUUGAGCCAUCUGGCCGAAAUAAAAUCUUUGGGCGGCAUAAGUAUACUAUCAGAUUCCAUGGCAGAGAUCUCGGAGCUAGCAAUCAAGUCCAAGAAUCUCAUAUUCGAAUGUGAAGAGAGACUCAGGAUGGAAAAUUAUGAAGAUGAGCUCUUACGCAAACGAGCCGGCGAUAUCAACUGGAACAGAGCUCCUUCUCUGACGGUGACUACUAACUUGACUGCCAAAAUAGAGAAAAUGCAGAGCUACCUAGAUCAAGGCCAUCAAAGUGACCUCCUAAUUGGUGAUGCAUUCGAGAACAUACGGCCGGCACUUGUUGUGUAUUGCGGUGGAAAAGAUGCACUCCAGAAGAAGAUCCCAAGCUCUGUUUAUGUUAAGUUGAAUCCAGAGAUGGGAAAGCUAGUCAACGAUUUAAAAGAGUUACUUUCGGAGGCGAAUAAGCUUGAGAUAACUAGGCAACGAUUUAUACAUGGUGUCGACGGAAAGGUGCGUAACCACAGCAUUUUGCCCUUGGUAUUGAGUGAGUAUAGAAAAAGGCCAUCAUACUUUCAAGAAUCGAACGGAGUCGUGGAUCCAGCGAAAUUCGAAGUGAUUUACGAGAAGCAGCUUCAACUCUACACAGAGGACUUAUCGUUUGUUGAAAGUCUGAAGCAGAAACAAACACAAUUAGAAGGACAGAUUGAGGAGACAAACUUGCGCUUUGCGCGUUGCAAGGAAAUUCUCAACAAUGCGGCACAGCAAGAGCGCCUUAAGGCGCUCCAAUACUUCGAACAUGCAUACGUUCAAUAUCUCGAAUUGAUCGCAAACUUGAACCGGGCCUCGUCAUUCUAUAGUGACUUCUUAGAAAAAGGAAAUGGUGUCCUCAGAGAGCUCGAUGACUUCUUGUAUUCUAGACGAGAUGAAGCACGAAGAUUGAGCAUCGAGCUUCAAAACCAGCAAAAGUUCAAUCAAAUAGAACAUUCUAUGUCUCUGUCUUUGGCCACGCCACAGAGUGUUAGACCUAACCCACUAAACCGCCUUUCUGACGAUAGUCAGUGA